This is a messenger RNA of Microplitis demolitor, 1228 nucleotides long. RefSeq lists its product as uncharacterized. The coding region runs from base 248 to 940 and encodes 230 amino acids. Lineage: Eukaryota; Metazoa; Arthropoda; Insecta; Hymenoptera; Braconidae. The record is from RefSeq and is a predicted model, not a curated record. The transcript is spliced from 2 exons.
ACGAAAAAAAAAAUUAUAAAAUAUGUAUAAUUAAUGUCAUUAGUGGUUAUUUAUAAAUUAUUUAACAAGUUGAUUUAUUUUGUGUGAAUGAAAUCAUUUAUUAAUUCAAAUUUUAAGUGUUGUUAGUUUAUUAUUAUUAUUAUUAUUAUUUAUUCUGUUAUCUGUUAAAAAUACUGGAAACAAUAUUGCCUUAAUAUAAAAAAUAAGGAUCCUUCGAAGGUGACACUUUAUACGGCAAGACACAAUAAUGAUGACUUGUUUGGUAGUUAUAAUACUGGUUGUGAUUACUGUUACGGCGGCACCUUUAAAAGUAAAAUUAUCGGAUGAUAUUGUUGUUAAUAAUGACAUAAAACAUGAUGACGAAGAAUCUAAUAGUUUAAUUAAAAAAAUAAAUGACAGCAAUAAAGAAGAUAAAAAUAAUUUAUCUACAUUAAAAUCAAAAAAAGAUAAUUUUAAUGAAAAAUCAUCAUAUUAUCAAAAAUAUUCGUAUAUGAUACCAGAAAAUAAAUACUUAUCAUCGUUAUAUGAUGCAAAAGAAAAAUUAAUUUAUAACAAAAAAAUUAAAGAUAGUAAUAUAUUUUACGUUCGUUUACCACCAGUUCCUUAUUUUUAUGUACCAGGACUUGGUUACAUUUCAAAUCCACCAAAAUUCUCUACGUCCAAUUUAAGGCCUGGUUAUAGUAAUAAAUUACCGUCAUUUAUUGCUCAAAAUCAUCAUCACAAAAAAAUAAAUCCAUUUAUAAAUUUACCGAUUGAUUUUAUAAGUAAUGGAAAACCUAUGUCAGUAUAUCAAUGGGAAAAUCCUUUCAAAAAUAAAAAAAAACAAAGUUCAAUAAAAAAAUUAAAAAAAGGACCUUACGGAUUUAAUGGUAAACCAACAUCGAUAUAUUUGAUUGGACCUGAUGCUCAAACAUCAUUCUAUCAUCACAUAUACCAAUAGUGAAUUAAUUUCAUCAUUAUUCGGGGUAUAUCUUAAUAACAGAGGUUGUGUUUAUACGUAUAUAUACGUAUUAGAAAACCAGCACAUGUGCACAUAGACACCCACUAUUCGUAGAAUAUUCAUAUUGAUAUAGUGGACGUGAACUAUAAUAAAUUUUAGUUGUAUUUUUAUUUAUUUUAUUUCUAGUGUAUGUCUUUUUUCCCUUAUUUAAAUUAAAGAUUAUAAGAUUUUAUAGAUCCGUAUAGCAAUAGUCAAUAUCAAACUCGUUUUAAAUUUAAAAUUCCCAAG